UCCGCCUCCUACGGAAGCCGAAGCGCACAGUCAGAAUCCGGAAGAAAAACAACCUGGAGGGAACAGUGCCACUGAUACCGGCGACCUAGGGCUGCUCCGGCCGGCACUGGCUGGAGCGCGGAGACACGAGCCUACGGGGUCACCGCUUGGGAAUGAUGUCGGCUGCGUGUCCACGGAGGCCGAACGCUCCGAAAGGCUGUGUACUCAGUAUACAUGUUCUGACAUGGAAUGUGGCCUCAGCAGCCCCCACUGUGGACCUCAGUGACCUACUUCAGCUGAACAACCAAGACCUGAAUCUGGACAUGUAUAUCAUUGGUUUGCAGGAAAUGAAUUCUGGACUCAUAAGCCUUCUUUCUGACGCUGCUUUUGAAGACCCAUGGAGCAGUUUCUUCAUGGAUGUGCUUUCCCCCCUGAACUUUGUCAAGAUCUCCCAAGUCCGCAUGCAGGGGCUUCUCUUACUGGUCUUUGCCAAGUAUCAGCAUUUGCCCUACAUCCAGAUCAUCUCUACAAGAUCCACCCCUACUGGCCUCUACGGGUACUGGGGGAACAAAGGGGGAGUCAACAUCUGCCUGAAGCUAUAUGGCUACUAUGUCAGCAUCGUCAACUGCCACCUGCCUCCCCAUAUGUCCAAUAAUGAUCAGCGGCUGGAGCACUUCGACCGAAUCUUGGAGAGUCAGACUUUUGAGGGAAAUAAUAUCCCCAACAUCCUGGACCAUGACCUCAUUCUGUGGUUUGGAGACAUGAACUUUCGCAUUGAGGACUUUGGGUUGCUCUUUGUUCAGGAGUGUAUAGCAAAGCAGUACUACCAUGAGCUGUGGAAGAAAGACCAGCUCUACAUUGCCAAGAGACAUGACCCGCUGCUUCGGGAGUUCCAGGAAGGUGCCCUGCUCUUCCCACCCACCUACAAGUUUGACAGGCACUCCAACAACUAUGACACAAGUGAGAAAAAACGCAAGCCUGCAUGGACUGACCGCAUCCUGUGGAGGCUGAAGCGGCAGCCCCAGGCCAGCCCCUUGGCCUCCAGCCUGCCAACCUCCUACUUCUCGCUGAUGCUAAAGAGCUACGUCAGCCACAUGUCAUACAGCAUCAGUGACCAUAAGCCUGUCACUGGGACCUUCGAACUGGAGCUGAACCCAGUGAUGUCUGUCCCACUGGUCACCAUGAUGCCUGAAUACCUGUGGACCAUGGAGAACGACAUGUUGAUUAGCUACACCUCCACCCCAGAAUUCCUCAGCAGCCCCUGGGACUGGAUUGGACUGUACAAGGUAGGGAUGCGCCACAUUAACGACUAUGUGUCCUAUGUCUGGGUUGGCGACAACCAAAUCUCCUUUAGCAACAACCCAAACCAGGUAUACAUCAACAUCAGUGAUGUCCCUGAAACUGAGGAUCAGUUUCUUCUCUGUUAUUAUAGCAACAAUCUGCACUCUGUAGUAGGGAUAAGUCAGCCUUUCAAGAUCCCGCUUCGCUACUUUUUGAGGGAUGACGCACUGUAUGAGCUUGGGCCACAGAUCUGAGUCCAGAUGGGAGUGAAUGAAUCCGGGGCGGAGGCUAGAGCUGGAAGCCAGCUCUGCCUCAGCACUGCCAGGAGCGCUGGGUCUGGCCCAGCCCCUGAGGAGGCAGCUGAGUAUCCUCUAGCUCCCCACCUCCCGGGGGAGCUCAGCCAGACUCCUGUGCUCUCCCCAGGCCAUUUAAUACAGGUUCUUGUUACUGA
Messenger RNA from Chionomys nivalis (European snow vole), 1711 nucleotides. RefSeq names its product inositol polyphosphate-5-phosphatase K (gene Inpp5k). The transcript is spliced from 12 exons. The coding region runs from base 153 to 1514 and encodes 453 amino acids. Gene Ontology annotation, molecular function: phosphatidylinositol-3,4,5-trisphosphate 5-phosphatase activity; phosphatidylinositol-4,5-bisphosphate 5-phosphatase activity; inositol bisphosphate phosphatase activity. Gene Ontology annotation, biological process: negative regulation of phosphatidylinositol 3-kinase/protein kinase B signal transduction; negative regulation of glycogen biosynthetic process; phosphatidylinositol dephosphorylation. Gene Ontology annotation, cellular component: cytoplasm; ruffle; plasma membrane. NCBI's taxonomy places the organism in Eukaryota, Metazoa, Chordata, Mammalia, Rodentia, Cricetidae. The record is from RefSeq and is a predicted model, not a curated record.